Molecule: messenger RNA, 453 nt
Organism: Hymenoscyphus albidus
Lineage: Eukaryota; Fungi; Ascomycota; Leotiomycetes; Helotiales; Helotiaceae
Source: the annotation of a GenBank genome assembly
AUGGGAAUUGUGACUGGAGACUGGGUGAGAUAUCUUGAGGUAUUGAACCGAACCUCUAGAAAAUACGGGUACACGACGGAGAUUGCAGCGGAAAACUUGACAUUAUUAAAAUUGGAUGCAGAUAUGAGUCUACACCAACUCUGGGGCAGGAGAUGUACGCAAACCGUUUCUAAACUCAAUUAUGUGUCGACCUUUGUCACCCGUCGUGUUGCAAACUCAUCGGAAGAGGAGAAGGCGGUCUUUGGCGCAAUUGUGCAAGAUUAUAUAUCUCGAGAAGACGGUCUCGACAUACCACAAGCAGCUAGAAGCAAAGAUGCAAGUGGUUACUGCACUGAUACAGAUAGUGGAUGCCAGGCGUUCCCUCAAAGAGGCCGCAAACGUCACUCGACUAACGAAUCUGGCACUGCUAUUCAUUCCAAUGUCUUUUGUGACGAGUCUAUUUGGGAUGAAUGA